Molecule: messenger RNA, 577 nt
Organism: Kockovaella imperatae
Lineage: Eukaryota; Fungi; Basidiomycota; Tremellomycetes; Tremellales; Cuniculitremaceae
Exons: 5
Coding region: 157-459 (100 amino acids)
Cellular component (GO): membrane
Source: RefSeq, a predicted model, not a curated record
CCCCGGAGCGGAAUCAAAAACGUUGGCUGGGUUGGCCACUCCCUCAUUAAACGCUUGCCACGCCUCUUUGGAGUGAACUCUCAACAUCUUCCAGCAUCUUUGUUCCUAAGCAAAUCUUUCAAACUCAAGCAAGCAACGCACCCGCGCUCGACAAUCAUGGUUCAAGGAAGUGACAUCCUCCUCAUCAUCGUCUGUAUCCUUUUCCCUCCUGCCGCCGUAGCAUUCAUCACCGGAUGCUCUUGUGACCUCCUGAUCAAUGUCCUGUUGACCCUUUUGGGAUAUAUCCCAGGCCAUAUUCACGGUCUGUACAUCAUUUGGAAACGGAUCAAGGCGGAAGAAACGUACGGUAGACACGGAUACACGUACCUUGGAAAUGGAGAGUUCGUGGGCAAUGGACCUGCCGUCGGAAGUCAGGCUCCUCCCCCUCCUCAUCAACAAUACUACGGCUCAACCAACUAGACAAGCACUAUGUUGUCGGGGUCAGAUCGAUCAAGAGUCCAUGGGACUUGAAAUCUAUGUCUACGUAGCGCCGCUACUUGUCUCAUGCAAGAUGAAAUGAUCUAGAUGACGUACGAAU